Molecule: messenger RNA, 668 nt
Organism: Trematomus bernacchii (emerald rockcod)
Lineage: Eukaryota; Metazoa; Chordata; Actinopteri; Perciformes; Nototheniidae
Gene: agbl4
Product: ATP/GTP binding protein-like 4
Exons: 5
Coding region: 6-668 (220 amino acids)
Source: RefSeq, a predicted model, not a curated record
CACACAUGGAGCGUCCGCUGCCGCUGUGUGACAGAAUGGAGAGGAAGAUGGAGGAAAACACAGCUAGAGACGUCGAGACUGGCAGUGAAGCGGGGGCAGAGGACGCCUUGGUGGGGAACGUAAACAAACUGAUGGUGACCCCGCCAGGUUACUCCGGAGCGCCGCGGAAAGGACAUCUGCUGUUUGAUGCUUGCUUUGAGAGUGGGAACCUCGGCCGCGUUGACUACAUCAGUGAGUUUGAGUUUGACCUCUUCAUCCGACCCGACACCUGCAACCCCCGCUUCAGAGUGUGGUUCAACUUCACCGUGGAGAACGUCCGCGAGACACAGAGAGUCAUUUUCAACGUGGUCAACUUCUCCAAGACCAAGAGCCUGUACAGAGAUGGCAUGUCUCCCGUCGUCAAGUCUACCAGCCGGCCAAAAUGGCAGAGGCUUCCCGCUAAAAACGUGUACUACUACCGCUCUCCGGACCACCGGCGUAACUACGUCAUGUCCUUCGCCUUCUGCUUCGACCGAGAGGACGAUGUGUACCAGUUUGCGUACUGCUACCCCUACACCUACUCCAGACUGCAGCACUACCUGAACAGCCUGGAGCGCAGGAACCUGCCCUUCCUGCAGAGGGAGCAGCUGGGCCUCAGCGUGGUGAGUGGGGAGGGGGAAGGGCUGUGA